GUAUUGUAUUCACUUUUUUAAGGUGUGUUGCUGAAACACUGUAGGACUACAACUAAUAAUUGUCUGGUCCAUUAAUAUUGUCACAACAGUCCAAAACCAAGGUCAUUUUAUUUACAACAACUGGAUAAACUAGGUACUUUUGCUCGAUAAAUGACUCACAUAAAUGUUCUGUUAAUCAACUGAUUGACUAAUUGACUAAAAGGAUUUACUGACUACAGAUAAUAAUUAAUGCAUUUUGAUGAUAUUGUCUGAUAUGUUAGAUUUACAAGGAUAAAAAUCAGACAAAAGCAGCAAAUCUUCAACAUUUUUAAAUCUGGAAUCACCUGUUGUCAGUUUUUUAAAUUUAUUUAUUUUUCUUUAACAUGCCUGGUGUUUUGCCACCACAGCUGCACAAUGUCCUCCCGGUACAGGGAUUUAUUUUGUUAAAGGAAACCGGAAGUCUCUUCUUGCAAAUACAACUAACUUGACGGCUGUUGGAGGCUAUUAAAAGCGCAAACGUGAGGCAGGAAAGGAAAUAUCCGCAGCCGCAGCAACGACAAAAGGUGACCUGAAGCAAAGCGUGACACAAUGACGAUAAACAAAGUGUCCUACAGCAGGUUGACAGUGACAGAAGUAGAGGAGUUUCUGAAAAAUCCUCCGGCGGGUUUCUCUGUGGAGACUCUGGGUUCGGGUUACCGAGUCCGCAGCGACCCGGAGAAGAGCCUGGUGCUCAUCGAUGACUUCAAUUCCUGCCGUGGGAGGAUUGUUUUCGAGAACUCGCUGGGAAGGAAGGUUGAAAUGCACAAUUUAUGGGAGUACACCAGCAUGAGGAAGAGUCUGCUGUCCAAGAGGAUCUAUCUGCUGAUGUCUGCCUGCAAAGAAGACUUUUCAGCCACCAACAAGAAGGCAAACAGUGUAACCACAGUGCUGAAGCAGUUCGUGGUGUCCAUCGACGGCAAUGAUCCUUUCGUCAAGUGGCAGAUGGAGAAAGGCCUAGACUGGACCAUCUCCUCUGUCGCUGGGGAAAGCUACAGGGUGGAUAUUGACUUGACUGAAGCACUGGAGAGCUGGGCAGCAAAAAACAUUGACAUCAAAACUGACAAUCUAAUAAAAGUAGAACCUGUCUGGAAAGACGCCUCCUUCACCCUCAAAUACUACUCUGACGCCCUCUUUGAUUUCCCACACUGGUUGGGGUUCAGCAAAAGAAACUUUAAGCUGAGACUGACAUGAGCCAGCAGAGGAUGAAGAGUGAGGAGAAAUUGAGUUUAUCUCCUCCGCUUUUUGAUGGAGUCUGGGUUUGCCUCCUCAAGAAAAUGUUGAAAAAGUCGUUUCUUGAUCAACAGACGAAUGGUUGUGAUACCAGCCUGCCGGGUGGAGGACCGGCCUACAGCAGCAACUGACUUAAAAUUGCUGUUGGGUCCAAGUAUUUUCUCUGUUCAGUGGAUGGAAGCUACUGAUGCGGACUGAUGAGGAAAUUCUGAAUGACAUGAAGAUUAUUAUUGUAUGUCUAAAGGUGUUUUUUGUAUGUAAAGACGCAUUAACCUCAUGAUUUACAACCAUUUUAUUGUAUAUGAAGGGUUAAAGGGGUCAAAUCUGUGCCUCUGCAAACGUUGGCAUACUUUUGUACUAAUUAAUUAUCAUUUGUUUGUGUUUUUAAUUUUUUUUUUACCAAACUCAAAUACAAUAAAUGCUCUUUUACUAAAAAAAAAAAAAAAA
Messenger RNA from Lates calcarifer (barramundi perch), 1695 nucleotides. RefSeq names its product mesenteric estrogen-dependent adipogenesis protein. The coding region runs from base 568 to 1209 and encodes 213 amino acids. The record is from RefSeq and is a predicted model, not a curated record. The transcript is spliced from 5 exons. NCBI's taxonomy places the organism in Eukaryota, Metazoa, Chordata, Actinopteri, Centropomidae.